CAGCAAGUGCCAGGAAAGGGCAGCUGGCAAAAUGAUGCCCCAGAAGAAAAAGAGGAGGAAGAAAGACAUUGACUUCAUCGCACUGUACGAGGAGGAGCUGCUGAACUACGACUCGGAGGACAACGAGGAUGAGCUGGAGCAUGAGUACUACAAGGCCCGAGUGUAUGAGGUGGUCACAGCCACGGGGGAUGUUCGUGGUGCAGGGACAGACGCCAAUGUCUUCAUCACCAUUUUCGGAGAGAAUGGGCUCUCUCCCAAGCUCCAUCUCACCAGCAAGAGCAAAUCUGCCUUUGAGAAAGCCAACAUCGAUGUCUUCCGGGUGAGAACCAACAAUGUGGGCCUCAUCUACAAAAUCAGGAUUGAGCAUGACAACACAGGCUUGAACUCCAGCUGGUACCUAGACCGUGUGAUUCUGACCGACACAAAGCGGCCUCACCUCCGUUACUACUUCAACUGCAACAGCUGGCUGAGCAAGGUGGAAGGUGACCGCCAGUGGUGCCGUGACCUGUUGGCUAGCUUCAACCCCAUGGACAUACCCACAGGUAACAGGUAUGAAAUUAAGGUGUACACUGGUGAUGUCAUUGGUGCAGGAACAGACGCGGAUGUCUUCAUCAAUAUCUUUGGAGAAUAUGGAGACACAGGGGAACGGAGGCUGGAGAGUGAAAAGAACAACUUUGAAAAGGGAGCUGAAGACAAGUUCACACUGGAUGCCCCUGAUCUGGGGCAGCUGAUGAAGAUCACUGUUGGCCACAACAACAAGGGGGCGUCUGCAGGUUGGUUCCUGUCCAAGAUCCUCAUUGAAGAUAUUGCGAACAAAAGAAAAUAUGACUUUCCUCUUAACCGCUGGCUGGCCUUGGAUGAAGACGAUGGCAAAAUCCAAAGGGAUAUCUUCGUGGGUGGAGCUGAGACCACAGCUAUCUCAUACAUUGUCACCAUCUUCACUGGGGAAUUACAGGGGGCUGGGACGAAAUCCAAAAUCUAUUUGGUCAUGUACGGGGCCAAAGGGAAUAAGAACAGUGGAAAAAUCUUCCUGGAGGGUGGUGUGUUUGACCGUGCCCGCACAGACAUCUUCCACAUCGAGCUGGCCGUCCUCCUCAGCCCCCUUAGCCGGGUCUCCAUUGGACACGGCAAUGUUGGCGCCAACAGAGGCUGGUACUGUGAGAAGGUGGUGAUCCUGUGCCCCUUCACCGGCAUCCAGCAGACCUUCCCUUGCAGCAACUGGCUGGAUGAGAAGAAGAUGGAUGGGCUGAUCGAGAGGCAGCUCUACGAGAUGGUGUCUCUCAGGAAGAAGAGGAUGAAAAAAUUUGCUUGGUCCCUGUGGGUCUGGACGACUGACUUAAAGAAAGCUGGUACCAACUCUCCCAUCUACAUCCAGCUUUAUGGGAAGAAGGGGCGGACGGAUGCGCUUCUCCUGAACCCCAACAACAAGUGGUUAAGACCGGGCAUAAUUGAGAAGUUUAGGUUUGAGCUCCCGGAUCUCGGCAGGUUUUACAAGGUUCGGGCAUGGCAUGAUAGCAUGACUCCUGGCUCUGGGUGGCAUUUAGAAAAGAUGACCUUGAUGAACACUCUGACCAAGGACAAAUAUAACUUCAACUGCAAUCGCUGGCUGGAUGCCUUUGAGGAUGACAACGAGACUGUGAGGGAGAUGACUGCAGAGGGCCCAACAGUGCGGAGGAUAAUGGGCAUGGCCCGGCACCGUGUGACCAUAUGCACCGGGGACCUCCGAGGGGCCGGGACAGAUGCCAGUGUCUACCUCUGCCUUUAUGGUGACGUGGGGGACACGGGGGAGCGGCUGUUGUACAACUGCAAGAAUAACGACGAGAUGUUUCAGAAAGGCAACGCCGAUGAAUUCACCAUUGAGUCGGUCACCAUGCGGAAGGUGAGGCGGGUGAGGAUCAGACACACGGGCAUAGGCGGGGGCAGUGGCUGGUUCCUGGACCGGGUGCUGGUGAGAGAGGAGGGACAGCCUGAGAGCGACAAUGUGGAGUUCCCAUGUCUCAGGUGGUUGGACAAAGAUAAGGAUGAUGGACAGUUGGUCCGAGAGCUGCUGCCCAGUGAUAGCAAUGCAACACUGAAGAACUACCGCUAUCAUAUCCGCUUGAAGACGGGGGAUGUCCCUGGGGCCAGCACCGAUUCCACAGUCUUCAUCAAGCUCUAUGGCGAUAAAUCUGACACCAUCAAGCAAGACCUUCUUGUCUCUGACAACAAUCUGAAGGACUAUUUUGAACGUGGCCGCGUGGACGAGUUUACCCUCGAGACCCUGAACAUUGGGACUAUCAACCGGCUGCUGAUCGGGCAUGAUGGCACGGGCAUGGGCGCCAGCUGGUUCCUGGCCAGUGUGCAGAUCCGUGUGCCCCGCCAAGGCAAGCAGUACACCUUCCCUGCCAACCGCUGGCUGGACAAGAACCAGGCUGAUGGGCGCCUGCAGGUGGAGCUCUAUCCCAGUGAGGUCGUGGAGAUCCAGAAAUUGGUCCACUACGAGGUUGAGGUUUGGACGGGAGAUGUGGGCGGUGCAGCCACCACUGCCCGAGUCUACAUACAGAUCUAUGGCGAGAAAGGCAAGACAGAGGUGCUCUUCCUCUCCAGCCGCUCGAAAGUCUUUGAGCGGGCAUCCAAGGACACAUUCCAGCUGGAGGCAGUUGACGUCGGGGAGGUCUUCAAGAUCCGACUGGGGCACACGGGUGAGGGCUUCUCGCCCGGAUGGUUCGUGGACAUGCUGUGGCUGCGGCACCUGCUGGUGCAGGAGGUGGAGCUCACCCCCGAGGAGGAGGCCCGGAAGAAGAAGGAGGAGGACAAGCUGCGGCAGCUGCUCAAGAAGGAGCGGCUGAAGGCCAAGCUGCAGAGGAAGAAGAAGAAGAAGAAGGGCAGUGACGAGGAGGAUGAGGGGGAUGAGGAGGAGUCCUCAUCCGAGGAGUCCUCGUCUGAAGAGGAGGAGGAGGAGUCAUCUGAGGAGGAGGAGGAAGAGGAGGAGUUCGGGCCGGGGAUGCAGGAGGUGAUUGAGGAGUACAAGUUCGAUGUCAACCGCUGGCUGGCCAGGGGCAAGGAGGACAAUGAAAUUGUCGUGGAGCUGGCGCCCUCCGGUCGGUCGGGUCCUGAGCCCAACACCUACCAGGUCCAGGUUAUCACAGGGAAUGUGCCCAAGGCUGGCACCAGUGCCAACGUCUUCCUGACCAUCUAUGGCGAGGAGUACGGGGACACAGGGGAGCGUCCUCUGCGGAAUUCAGACAAGUCCAGCAAGUUUCAGCCCGGGCAGACAGACACUUUCACCGUCAGUGCCAUUGACCUGGGGCCCCUGACCAAGAUUCGGAUUGGCCAUGACAACGCAGGCGGCAGCAAAGCAGGAUGGUUCCUGGACAGAGUAGACAUCACCGACAUGAACAAUGAGACCACGUACUACUUCCCAUGCCAACGCUGGCUGUCAGUGGAGGAGGAUGAUGGCCAGGUGUCCAGGGAGCUGUUGUCAGUGGAUGAGUCCUAUGUGCUGCCGCCGAGCGAGGAGGACGAGGAGGGUGGGGGUGGUGGUGAAAACAACGCCCUCGACAACAUGGGCCUGGAGCAGAAAGAUAAAUCUACCACAUUCCAAGUGACCAUAAAGACCGGGGACAAGAAGAAUGCAGGCACAGAUGCCAAUGUCUUCAUCACGCUCUUUGGUACACAAGACGACACUGGAAUGGCCCUCCUGAAAUCCUCCAAGACCAAUAGCAACCCGUUUGAGAGGGACAGCAUCGAUGUCUUCACAGUGGAAGCGCUGGACCUGGGAGAUCUGUGGAGAGUCAGGAUCGGCCAUGACAACUCAGGCAAGGCUCCAGGCUGGUUUGUAGAGUGGGUAGAGGUGGACGCCCCAUCUCUUGGAAAGUCCAUGACGUUCCCCUGCGGCCUCUGGCUAGACAAGAAUGAAGAAGACGGUGCCAUCGUCAGGGACCUCUUCCACGAGGAGCUUCAGACGAGGCUGUACACGCCAUUUGUCCCUUACGAGAUCACCAUCUACACCAGCGAUGUCUUUGCCGCCGGGACAAACGCCAACGUCUUCAUUGUCAUUUAUGGCUGCGAUGGCCUGUGCACCGAGCAGAGGAACCUGUGCACCAACAAGCGGGAGCAGAAGAUGUUCUUUGAGAGGAAGUCUGCCUCCCGCUUCAUUAUGGAGCUAGAAGACGUGGGGGAAGUCAUUGAAAAAAUCCGGAUUGGCCAUGAUAACACAGGCAUAAAUCCUGGGUGGCACUGUUCCUAUGUGGAAAUCCGCAGGCUCCUCCCAGAUAAAGAUGGUACAGAGACCGUCACUUUCGCUUGUGAUCGAUGGCUUGCCACCUCGGAGGAUGACAAGAAGACCAUUCGAGAGCUGGUUCCUUUUGACAUCUUCACUGAGAAAUACAUGGCGGAUGGGUCCUUAAGGCAAAUCUACAAGGAAGUGGAGGAGCCAUUGGACAUUGUGCUGUACUCGGUGCAGAUCUUCACAGGAAAUGUUCCCGGGGCAGGAACGGACGCCAAGGUCUACAUCACCAUCUAUGGAGACCUGGGCGACACCGGGGAGCGGUACCUCGGCAAGUCGGAGAACCGCACCAACAAGUUUGAGAGAGGGACGGCCGACACCUUCAUCAUCGAGGCAGCUGAUUUGGGCGUCAUCUACAAGAUUAAGCUCCGCCAUGACAACACCAAGUGGUUCGCGGACUGGUAUGUGGAGAAGGUGGAUAUCUGGAACGACACCAACGAGGACGAGUUCCUGUUCCUGUGCGGGCGCUGGCUGUCCCUGAAGAAGGAGGACGGGCGACUAGAGAGGCUCUUUUAUGAGAAGGAGUACACAGGGGACCGGAGUAGCAACUGCAGCAGCCCGGCCGACUUCUGGGAGAUCGCCCUGAGCUCCAAGAUGGACGGUGUGGACAUCGCCUCCGUGACGGGGCCCAUGGCCAACUACGUCCAGGAGGGCCGGGUCAUUCCCUACUAUGUGUCAGUCACCACCGCCAAGCACCAGGACGCAGCCACAGACAGCCGGGCCUUCAUCAUCCUCAUCGGGGAGGAUGAUGAGGUCAGUAACCGCAUCUGGCUGGACUAUCCCCGAGGGAAGAAGGGCUUCAGCUGUGGCUCCGUGGAGGAGUUCUACGUCGGAGGAUUGGAUGUCGGCGAAAUCAAGAAAAUAGAGCUGGGCCAUGAUGGGGCCUCCCCCGAGAGCUGCUGGCUGGUGGAGGAGCUGAGUUUGGCUGUGCCCACCCUCGGCACCAAAUACACACUGCGCUGCAAUUGCUGGCUCGCCAAGGACCGAGGAGAUGGCGUCACCUCCCGAGUCUUUGACCUCCUGGAUGCCACGGUGGUGAACAUUGGGGUGAAGGAGCUGUAUGAGAUGACUGUGUGGACGGGCGACGUGGUUGGCGGUGGCACCGACUCCAACAUCUUUAUGACCCUCUAUGGCAUUAACGGUAGCACAGAGGAAAUGAAGCUGGACAAAAAGAAGGCCAGAUUUGAGCGGGAGCAGAAUGACACCUUCCUCAUGGAGAUCCUGGACAUUGCUCCAUUCACCAAGAUGCGGAUCCGAAUUGACGGCCUGGGCAGCCGGCCCGAGUGGUUCCUGGAGAGGAUCCUCCUGAAGAACAUGAACACUGGGGACCUGACCAUGUUCUACUAUGGAGACUGGCUGUCCCAGCGGAAGGGCAAGAAGACCCUGGUGUGUGAAAUGUGUGCCGUCAUCAAUGGGGAGGAGAUGAUGGAGUACACUUCCUACACCGUCUCGGUUAAGACCAGUGACAUCCUGGGUGCGGGCACUGAUGCCAAUGUGUUUAUCACCAUCUUUGGGGAGAAUGGAGAUAGCGGGACCCUCGCCCUGAAGCAGUCAGCCAACUGGAACAAGUUUGAACGGAACAACACGGACACGUUCAACUUCCCUGACAUGCUGAGCCUGGGCCACCUCUGCAAGCUGAGGGUCUGGCACGACAGCAAAGGGAUAUUUCCAGGCUGGCACCUCAGCUACGUGAAUGUGAAGGACAUCGCCCGUGACGAGAUCUUCUCCUUCCAGUGUGACUGCUGGCUCUCCAAGACUGAGGGGGAUGGACAGACAGUCCGCGACUUUGCCUGUGCCAACAACGAGAUCCACGAUGAGCUGGAGGAGACCACCUACGAGAUCGUCAUAGAAACGGGCAACGGAGGCGAAACCAGGGAGAACGUCUGGCUCAUCCUGGAGGGCAGGAAGAACCGAUCCAAAGAGUUUCUCGUGGAAAAUUCUUCCAGACAGCGGGCCUUUAGGAAGGGGACCACAGACACAUUUGAGUUUGACAGCGUCUACUUGGGGGACCUUGCUGCCAUCUGCGUGGGCCACCUUGCCAGGGAGGAGCGGUUCAUCCCCAAGAGAGAGCUGCUCUGGCACGUCAAGACCAUCACCAUCACCGAGAUGGAGUACGGCAACGUGUACUUCUUUAACUGCGACACCCUCAUCCCCCUGAAGAGGAAGAGGAAGUACUUCAAGGUAUUCGAAGUCACCAAGACGACCGAGAGCUUUGCCAGCAAGGUCCAGAGCCUGGUGCCGGUCAAGUACGAGGUCAUCGUGACGACGGGCUACGAGCCCGGGGCGGGCACGGACGCCAACGUCUUCGUGACCAUCUUCGGCUCGAACGGGGACACGGGCAAGCGGGAGCUGAAGCGGAAAAUGCGCAACCUCUUCGAGCGGGGCAGCACCGACCACUUCUUCCUGGAGACGCUGGACCUGGGCGAGCUGCGCAAGGUGCGCGUGGAGCACGACAGCAGCGGCUACUACUCGGGCUGGCUGGUGGACAAGGUGGAGGUCACCAACACCAGCUCGGGCGUGGCCACCAUCUUCAGCUGCGGCCGGUGGCUGGACAAGAAGCGGGGAGACGGGCUCACCUGGCGAGACCUCUUCCCUUCUGUCUGAGGGGCUGGAGGUCUUCCUUCCAGCUUCUCACCCAGCUGCUCCCAACCACACCGUCCUAUCCCUCACCGUGGCUUCCGGCAGACUUUCCCCGAAGCCCCCCGGAGCUGGGACUGGGGCCCAGAAGGGGACAUGUGCCUCUGUGGGCCAGAACAUCGGGGUCCUUCAGGGGACACGCUGGGUGACUUCUUGGGGGGCCCUGCCCCUCCCCAGUCUCUGGAACCUACAGGAACCAUCAACAUGCGUCCCAAGCCGUGGCUGCACGAAAAUAACUCUGCAUUUUCUUUUCCAAUAAUAGCGGCGGCCAGGCUGACACUGCUGGGGGUGCAGAUGGGAAACCGGGCUUCACCCAGGGGACAGAAGUGGGGAAGAAGAUGGUGUAUUUUAAUAAAAAAAACUAAUUAACACUUUCCCCUAAAAAAGCUGGGCUAAUUAAAUUAUUACCAACCACACCCCACAAAGAAUGCAUCUUGACAUCUGCUCACUGAAAAUGGACCCUUUUCCCAGUUUC
Molecule: messenger RNA, 7379 nt
Organism: Myotis daubentonii (Daubenton's bat)
Lineage: Eukaryota; Metazoa; Chordata; Mammalia; Chiroptera; Vespertilionidae
Gene: LOXHD1
Product: lipoxygenase homology PLAT domains 1
Molecular function (GO): protein binding
Source: RefSeq, a predicted model, not a curated record